AGCGCGCACCAACAGCCUCGAUCGAGAUGAACUGUGUCGUACCUGGGCGAGGAAUCAGAGCGUUCGGGAAGGCGGUCCAGUGUCUGGCCAAGAUAGGGGAGGACCUGCACAUUGAGGCACUUGAGAAAGGAUUGUCUCUAAGGACGGUGAACUCUGCUCGCUCUGCGUUUGUCAAUUUCCUCUUCUGUCGGACGUUUUUCAACAGCUACAGCGAUGGUCUGGGGAGCAGGUCUGCCGGAGAUGGUGUGGGGAGAGGGGGUGGGGAGGAGGAGGAGGAGGGAGACGAAGAGGAGGACACCAUCAAGUGUAAAAUCACCAUCAAAUCAGUUCUGAGUGUGUUUCGGUCCCUGAGCACUCUGGAGAAGGCUGUGGACUACUUCUCUCUUUCCAUCAACUGCAAACUCAGUAAACUGGUCUUCAUCUUCCACUGCAGACACGGUAUUGUGAAGACGCACCAACUGGGCUUCCAGGAAUGCGACUCUCUGCGAGCUGUCUUUGCCAAAGACCUGUCCCCCAACCACAUCAAGUUACAGAGCAGGAUACUGGGUGAGGUUGUGGGGAAUUUCCCUAACUUCCUGGAGGAGGUGACUCUACUGGCCGACCCGGAGUGUGUCAGACUCAAGAACUAUUGCAAGGAAGACAGCGUGGACCAGAGAGCCACUAUGACUGAAGUAUGUCUGGUACCAGCCGAGUUUGAUGACUACCAGAUUGGAGUGGAUGCUGCCAUCACCUUCUGUCUCAAGGAGCUCCGGGCAGUUCUGCUCUUCACUGAUGCUCUGCCGCAGACAGUGUCACUGUACUUUGAAUCAGCAGGAAGCCCAGUCGUAUUCAGUAUAGAUGCCACCACAGAAGUCAAGGCAGACUUUGUGCUGGCCACUCUACAAGAUGUUGCCGAUCCUACAAACCCUAUCACCAAUGGCACCACUGCUCACUCUGACAGUAGCACUAACGCUGCUGGUGUCAGAGGGAAGAACGCGGCACACCGACAGAGGGAGCAGACGAGACAAAACACUCGGGGAAGAAGAAGGGGAACGGCUAACGGACCGGGUCUUACUCGCCGGCAGGACCGGGGGCGGGGAUCGGUUGAAGAUGAAUGGAGUCACCCUUUUUCUAGCUCUAAUAGCCGCUCAACCAAAGAAGACAGAGAACGGACUAGCGAGGAAAGGUUGGCUUCUGUUGAGAGUGUCCACAGAUCCAGUGAAGCCUAUCACAGCACUCCAAGUAGACAGAGGAUGGCUGAUGCUAGGAGUAGGUCUAGUAGAACUUCCGAGGAACACUGUACUCUUGGUGAUGCUGUGAUGGUGGAAGAAGAUGGACAUGUGACUGGAGACGGUGCUGGUGGUGAGGGUGUGACGAUGGUGGAGGAGGGAGAAGCCGAUCCCCUCGAUGCCCUGUUUGGAGAAGAGAACAUGAUGGAUGUUGGGGAGGGAGGGUGGGAGGGGGGAAGAGGGGGAGAUUUCGCAGCAGAGGGACGGCCGAGAAGCAGUAGUAGUGAGCCCCAACACAAACUCCCAGGGUUUGGUAUUUCGAGAAGCCCCCACGUCGUCAGCUCCCACCUCACCAGCAGCUGUGUCAGACCCUCCCCCAAAUCACCACAGACCCACACCUCACAUCCCCACACUCCCCCCUCCCCCACACUACCCAGGAGGGAGGGAGAGGAAGAAUGGAGGAGAGGGGAAGAGGGAGGAGUCAGUCUAACACAAGACAGCAUUCUCCAGGACUCUGGCUUUCUCCCUGGAACUCCUCCAGCUAAAAAGUUCAAGGCAUCGUCUGCAAUUCUUGGAGGGGGUUUGCUGCACUGUGACCUGCCUACCCCUAGGCAGCCAGGUAUCCUGGCUCCAGACUCUGAGGAUGAAUCCAACUGACUGGAAUACCCACCACAGAAACCACUGGAUAUAUUAUAGCCCUGCGGACCACCGGAUAUUAUUAUACCAGUUGUGAACUUUGUGUCGUCCUCAUCUCUCCUCUAACUCUCUCUUUUCGUGCACCCUGCAUCACUGCAAAUUGUGUAACGUUAUAGUGCAACGUGUGUGCUUUGUGUAUUCGAUCAACUUUCGCUCAUGUAUCAUCUGUGGUAUGCUCGUAUGUUCAUUCAGUUGCAACGUGUUUACAC
Geodia barretti is the source of this 2113-nucleotide messenger RNA. The record is from the annotation of a GenBank genome assembly. Lineage: Eukaryota; Metazoa; Porifera; Demospongiae; Tetractinellida; Geodiidae.